AUGACAAUAUCUACUUUCGAUCACGUGUCUGCGGGGCGACUUAGACGGAUUGCGCGUCAUCUCGCCUUCCCAAAUUUUUCCCUUCUGCUGCAGCUCCUAUCCAAAACAUCUAUCUAUAGUACGGAGCACGAGAGAGAGAGAAAGAUGUUUAACUCGGUGAAUCUGGGCAACUUCUGCUCCCAGACGCGCAAAGACCGGACAUCCGAGUUUGGGGACAGGACGGGCUGUGCGUCCAAUAUCUACCUCCCCAGCUGCACCUACUACGUCCCCGAGUUUUCUGCCGUCUCCUCGUUUCUUCCACAGGCCCCUUCCAGACAAAUCAGCUACCCCUAUUCCACAAAUCUGUCUCAAGUGCAGCCGGUACGGGAAGUUUCAUACGGCUUGGACCCUGCUAGUAAAUGGCACCACAGAAGCAACUAUGCGUCGUGCUACUCGGGAGAGGAUCUGGUGCAUAGAGACUGUCUUCCACCAUCCACCAUGACAGAAAUGCUUAUGAAGAACGAGAGUGUGUACAGCCACCACCAUCACCAUCACACCCAUCCGGGCUCCAAUCACCCUUCCACAGGUUUUUAUUCCGGCGUGGGGAAAAACAAUGUCCUCCCGCAAGGUUUCGAUCGCUUUUUUGAGACGGCGUACUGCAGCAGCACGGACAAUCAGUCAGACAGUUGUUUACAAAAGGGCGAAGGGGGGAAGCUGGAAAGCGACUCCCAACAGCAGCAGCAACAGCAACAGCAGCCCACAGCGUCUGUACCCGGAGCCGCGGAGCAGGAAAAAGACCCAGAAGAUGAGGAGGAACAUACAAAUUCAGGCUCAUGUACGUCUUCCUCUGCAACAACCAAGGACGGCAACGCCAGCAAGAGCAGCCACUCGAGCGCUCCUCGAACAAGGAAGAAGCGGUGUCCAUAUUCCAAGUUUCAGAUUCGAGAGCUGGAGCGGGAAUUCUUCUUUAACGUUUACAUCAACAAAGAGAAAAGGCUUCAACUUUCCCGAAUGUUAAACCUCACCGACCGCCAGGUUAAAAUUUGGUUUCAGAAUAGAAGAAUGAAAGAGAAGAAGCUGAGCAGAGAUCGCCUCCAGUACUUCUCUGGAAAUCCCCUAUUGUGA
Pelmatolapia mariae (spotted tilapia) is the source of this 1104-nucleotide messenger RNA. It is a transcript of the gene hoxc11a, whose product is annotated as homeobox C11a. Bases 1 to 1104 code for a protein of 367 amino acids. Gene Ontology annotation, molecular function: DNA-binding transcription factor activity, RNA polymerase II-specific; RNA polymerase II cis-regulatory region sequence-specific DNA binding. Gene Ontology annotation, cellular component: nucleus. The record is from RefSeq and is a predicted model, not a curated record. Lineage: Eukaryota; Metazoa; Chordata; Actinopteri; Cichliformes; Cichlidae. Gene Ontology annotation, biological process: anatomical structure development; regulation of transcription by RNA polymerase II. The transcript has 2 exons.